Prorocentrum cordatum is the source of this 281-nucleotide messenger RNA. NCBI's taxonomy places the organism in Eukaryota, Dinophyceae, Prorocentrales, Prorocentraceae. The record is from the annotation of a GenBank genome assembly.
GCAUGCCGCGGCAAAGUGCCCCAGGGAUCGCCCGAGACGAGGCGGCGGUGACGUUGGACGAGCCUGGCGCGUCCAGCGCGGGCGGCACCUGGCAAUCGGGCGCAAGAGUUGCCUUCGCAUUUGGUGGUGGCGGCGAAUGGGCGGCAGUCGACAAGCUAGAUCAGAUGGCCCAUCUGCGAGCAGCGUACAGAUUGAAGCCCAAAACUUGGCUCACAGACGAAUGCCUGCGCUUGAUAUCCAACGAGCUGUCGGCUUCGAGCCCGCCAAGGCCUUUGCAAUGA